AUGGCUCUCCUGGUCCUCACCCGAAAGAGGACGGGUCUGGCGGGAGUGUCGGCGACCCGCAGACUGCUGGUAAACUUGGCGGUGUGUGACAUGAUGGUGGUGUGUGUGUGCAUGCCAGUUAACCUGGGACUCCAGGUCUACAACGCCUGGGUGUUCGGUGAGUUUCUGUGCCGCACCGUGCCGUUCGUUCAAGCGGUAUCGGUGUCUGCGAGCGUCCUGAGCCUGGCUGUGAUCAGUCUGAACCGCUACUACAGCGUGCACAAUCCUCUCCACGCCCGUUCUUUUUUUACCGGGCGGCGGAUACUGUGUAUGAUCUGUGUGGUGUGGAGCGUGUCGUCGGGGUUGUGCAUACCGCUCCUCUUCAUGAACACCACCCAGACUCUGUCGCUGCUGGACAUCACCGUGACUGUGUGCGUGGAGAGCUGGAACGAAGUCAAACUGAAACAGAGAUAUAGCUUCCUGCUCUUUUGCUCUCUCUACGGCUUUCCGGUGUUGUUUAACCUGGUUAUAAGCGUGCUGACCGGCUGGAAGCUGUGGGGCACCGACGACAAACGGACGCAAGAUUCAAAUACAUUUGGCGUUAAGCUAUCACUGUCCCGCCUCAAAGUGCGUAAAAGGAUAGCCAAGAUGGUGCUGUCACUAGUUGUGCUUUUCACACUGUCCUGGCUACCUCUGUAUGUAGUGGACAUAUGGUUAGACUUGAACAUGACUGCAUCUUUAAAGAAUGAGGAUGAUGUGAACCAGGUCAACCACGAGUGGAUUCUUCACGGGAGACCAUUUGCGCUAUGGUUGGGUCUGACCAACUCCGCUCUCAACCCGCUCUGUUAUUGUUUCGUGGGGAACUUGCACAGGUCUGCGAAAAGGUUCAGGAAAAGCUACCGACUGAAACUGUCGUCAGUGUGCAGUCUGUUGCCACAGCAGUCCUCCAUGCCUAUGGGCGGCAUCUCAGUGCCCAAAGUCGUGCCAUAUAGCAGGGCGCAAUCAGUGAAUCGCAGCGCAGAGAUGGGCGCAUCGAGAAAGUACGCCAAUUUAGGCGAUAAACUAACCAAGAGCAAGAGCCUGUCCUCUGUGACAGCGUGUGAGACUGUUUUCGACUGA
Messenger RNA from Oncorhynchus tshawytscha (Chinook salmon), 1098 nucleotides. RefSeq names its product gastrin/cholecystokinin type B receptor. Gene Ontology annotation, molecular function: peptide binding; G protein-coupled receptor activity. The record is from RefSeq and is a predicted model, not a curated record. Bases 1 to 1098 code for a protein of 365 amino acids. Gene Ontology annotation, biological process: neuropeptide signaling pathway. Gene Ontology annotation, cellular component: membrane. The transcript has a single exon. Lineage: Eukaryota; Metazoa; Chordata; Actinopteri; Salmoniformes; Salmonidae.